Molecule: messenger RNA, 6351 nt
Organism: Toxorhynchites rutilus septentrionalis
Lineage: Eukaryota; Metazoa; Arthropoda; Insecta; Diptera; Culicidae
Gene: Sulf1
Product: extracellular sulfatase SULF-1 homolog
Exons: 12
Coding region: 1238-5596 (1452 amino acids)
Molecular function (GO): glycosaminoglycan binding; N-acetylglucosamine-6-sulfatase activity
Source: RefSeq, a predicted model, not a curated record
CCGUGGUCGGGUGAAGUUGUGUGGUGAUCAAGGGCCUCCGGCGGUGGUCGAAAGUGUAAUGUGUGGUUUGCUCGUACAUUACAUGUGGUCUGUAUUGAGUAGCGAAAAAACAAAAACAAUCCCCAAUAAUAAAGAAUGUGGUGUGCAGUGUUAAAAAAGUAGGAAAACAAACGAAUCUACUCGCGUGUGUGGUCAACCGUGCAGCAUAAGUCAAAGUUCGUAGUAAAGUGAAGCCUCGUUUUUUUUCUUACUCUGGAGCCGGUUUAGCCUGGUACGCAAUCGUUGCUUGGGCAGCCUGCUGCACAUUUGCGGUUGUGUUGGCAUUUCGGGGCUCAUAUUGACAUUCCGCUGCGUGUGUUUUUUACGUGUAACAGCUGACGGUGUAAAACGGAAAAAGUGAGUGCGUGAGUGGAGGCGUGCUCAGUGUAGUGAAUUUAGCCGCUAAAGUGGCCAAGACAAUAAUUGCACCCAAGCUGAGGAAUGAUAUGCUGUGGUAUUACUGCAAUGAAAAAACAUGCUCGGUGGUAACUUAUGGUAAAGUGGAGAACCAGCGAGGAACCUGUUUGUGAUUUGGAGCAUCCAGCUGCAGGAGAAGGCGGCAGCGGGCGGCGGUGGUAUAUGAUUUGAUGUGAGCAGCGGAUUAAGGGGCAACACCGUUGAGAAGAAGAUUCAAUUUCCGGCGCGAGCGCCAUAUGACCACGCCACGUCGGCAAGUCUGAUCAUCGUCAACGAGCUGCAGACAACGGAAUCAACGCCAGGCAACGGAUACGACGACGACGACAGCGAUUAUCCGUCGUCGGUUCUAUCUUCGCUUAAUCAUCACCACCACCCGUUUGCAAAGCGGCAAACGGUUCGUCUUGUUCCUCAACGGCCAGACUAGGCAGAUAGAUAGUGAUACUCGAGCGAAGAGGAGGAUUCGUUCUCCGGUUUGUUGUGUUCUGUUUUGGUUCUGGAACCACACGGCACGACCGUGAAAUCGCGAGUAAUCCACGCGCAUAAUGUCAUUAAUCAAGCUGAUUGUUAUUAUGAAUGUAAUUAAGUGGAAAAUGUGUGCAAACGAAGAAGAAAUAUUUUAAUAGCCCAAGAAGUGGAGAAGUGCUUCGAGAGUGUGUUUUUCUGUGUGUUUCAUUUUUGCUUUGUUGAAGUGACUGUGAUAUUUAUAGGAGUCAACUGGCCGAAGAAGGAGUGAGAAGAGAGUUUACUUGAGUGGGGAUCGACGCGUGCCAAAGAGAAGACGAUGGCAACUCUCUGCUGGCUCGAGCUGUGUUUUAAAUAUAGAUUAGUGUUAGUAGCAUUUUUUGUUGUAAUUUAUUGUGUGAACAAGGUUACUGCUGGAGACAAUCCGUCGGCAUCGUUAGCGGAGGAUGAGUUUCAGGCGGGUGGAUAUUAUCAGAAUCCGUAUCAGCCUCGAAGACGUCACCACUAUCGGGAGGGCAACCAUCGCAGGUCUUCCUUAAGACGCGUUCGAGCCCCCCACGAUGGUCGAGGCAGAGUGAAAAAGAGUGGCGUUGUUGAGGGUAUUCUUGCCCAGGACUCCCCCAUCAACGAUAUCAUUCGGCAGGCGCGCGAACGUAAACCAAACAUUAUACUUAUUCUGACCGAUGAUCAGGAUGUUGAGCUUGGAUCACUCAACUUUAUGCCGCGUACAUUGCGUCUGUUGCGCCAGGGUGGAGCAGAAUUUCGACACGCUUAUACUACAACGCCGAUGUGCUGUCCGGCUAGGUCAUCUAUUCUAACCGGAAUGUACGUUCACAAUCACAACGUUUUCACCAACAAUGACAACUGCUCGAGCACGACCUGGCAGACCACACACGAAACGCGCUCGUUCGCGACCUACCUCUCGAACGCUGGCUACCGAACCGGUUACUUCGGCAAGUAUCUGAACAAGUAUAACGGCUCGUACAUCCCGCCGGGAUGGCGAGAGUGGGGUGGUCUCAUCAUGAAUUCCAAGUAUUAUAACUACAGUAUAAACAUGAACGGUCAGAAGAUCAAACACGGCUUCGACUACAGCAAGGACUAUUAUCCGGAUCUGAUAGCGAACGACUCGAUUGCAUUUCUACGCCAAAGUAAACACCAGAAUCAUCGUAAGCCGGUACUGCUGACGAUGAGCUUCCCGGCGCCUCACGGACCGGAGGACUCGGCACCGCAGUACAGCCACCUGUUCUUCAAUGUUACCACCCAUCACACCCCCGCCUAUGAUCACGCGCCCAAUCCGGAUAAGCAGUGGAUCCUUAGGGUUACUAAGCCGAUGGAGCCGAUACAUCGUAAAUUUACCGAUUUGCUGAUGACGAAGCGUCUGCAGACGCUCCAGUCGGUUGAUGUUGCUGUGGAACGAGUGUACCAGGAGCUAAAGGCGCUCGGCGAGCUGGAUAACACCUACAUCAUCUACACCUCGGAUCAUGGCUAUCAUCUCGGUCAGUUUGGUCUCAUCAAGGGCAAAAGCUUCCCGUUCGAGUUUGAUGUCCGCGUGCCGUUUCUCAUGCGGGGACCCGGCAUCGAACCGGCCAGUGUCGUGGACGAGAUAGUACUGAACGUGGAUUUGGCGCCCACUUUCCUGGACAUAGGAGGAGUGGUUCCACCACCCCACAUGGAUGGUCAAAGUUUUCUGCCGUUGAUAUUGAACCGGCAUCGCAACGCUAUCGACAAGUGGCCGGACACAUUCCUGAUCGAGAGCUCCGGUCGGAGAGAAACUCCCGAACAAAUGCAGUUGCAGCGAAUAAAGGCUGCUGCGGCGAGAUAUAGCGCCCGGAUGAAUGCAGCAAACGCAUCGGCGUUCAAGACAGAGCCGCUGGAUCGGGAGCGAACGAUGUUUCCGGCAUUGGAAGACAUUGUGCCAGAGGGUGGGAAGAAAGAGGAGGCUGCGAUUGAUUUCGGUUCACAUGAACAUGAGGACGACGAGGAGGAGCACGAUGGGGAUCAUGAUGAAGAGGAAGAUAAUCAUGCAGAGGAGGCCGAUACGGAACACUCCGAAUCCCGACAGGAGCACGAGGAUUAUGUCAUCGAUCAUCAGGAAGCGCAGCACUUCGAAGUUAGUGAAGCCCAUCACGACCCACUGGACAAUCAUCUACCGAUGACACCUUACCGGUCGAAAAUGGAACGGCUGAACAACGAGUGCUCGAAUCCGUUACUACAGCAGAACUGCGUCCCUGGUCAGAAGUGGCGCUGCGUGAGUGAAGACGGCCGUUGGCGACGGCACAAGUGCAAGUUUCAUUUGCAGCUGCAGAAUCACCUCGCUGAGAUUAACAAACUGUCCAGUCAGAACAAACGAAACUGUGCUUGCUUCACGCCGGAUGGAUUGAUCUACACGAAGAUUAAAUCCAAGAGGGACUACAAGCAUCACCUGUUGGGUCGAAAUCAUCAAGAACAUCGCCGACGACAGAAGAGGGAUGUUUCAUUUGAUGAACGGUUCGUGGAGGCCAACUAUGAGAUGUUCAGUUUGUUGAGGAUAGUUAAAUCAUUAGUUGAGUUGGAGGAUGAGCUUGAGUCUAGUCAAGGCCACAGUAGGACUAAAAGAGAAACGCCUGGCGGCAGCCAGAUCGAAAAUGUGAUUCACGAGUUGCAGAGUACGUUAAAGGAGAUCGAACGGAACUUUGAACAAAACUCAGUCUUGAGAAAACAGAAUCAAUCGACGGUGGAGCUGCCGGAGAAUGAUCCCGGAACGAGAUGUUUUGUCACCGCUCUUGGAAAGGUGAACUGUUCGAACAUAAUCUAUGACAACGAGGUGAGUUGGAAGCGAAGUCGAACACAGGUGGAUAUGUUGAUCAAGGUAUUGAAGAAUAAAAUCAAUGAUUUAAAAGAUAUCAAGAAGCAGUUAAAGGAACACAAGCCGUCAAGUUUUAAAUAUGACGGCGAGGAAGAAGAAGAGGAGGAAGAGAACCUGAGUUUGUCUGGUGAACAUGAACUUGAGCAAACCACGGCUUCAACGACCACAACUACCACUACCACUACCAUGUCGUCAAUAUUUGACAUUGGAUACCACCGUAGAGAUCAAUUCAACAGAACUGGAUUGGGGAAGCGUCCAAAGCACAACGGAGGUUUUCGUAAGCGUCCAAAGCCAUCGCGAACCUAUGACGAAGAGGGUACCUUGAUUGACAUGAGUCUUUUCGACACUUCUAUUAACAAUGGAAAUGAGUCUGCAUCACCAAAUGGUAAAUCUAGUCACGGUAGGCACAGGAAUAAUGGUCAAACUUUCCACUUCAACGGAAAGAAUCGGAACAGAAAUCGGUCGGAGACUCUCUCCAGCACUAUUACGAUCACUACAAGCACGAGUGUUCCUGAAGAAAUCACCACACCCAGUAAGGUGAACGCGGUCAGUUCCAGCACCACUGAACGGCUCGGGCUUGAAUUAACGGAAGAAAUUCGGCACUCACUUAUUUCAUCGACGCUUGGUUACGGUGAAUCUGCAGUUGAUUCUGGUACAACUUCGGAGGCAACAUUUUUAGAUAUUGCGAAUACCAAUUCAAUCAGUUCCGCUACACCUCAAAUUGUCAUUUCAACCGAAGCUUCGGGUUUCGAGGAAGUGCCUAUUCAGGUGGACUCAACGAUAUACACAACAGAAUCUCCCUCUCCAGAAGAGGAUACAACCAUGCGAUUGGAGAAUGUGACUAAAGCCACAACAAUUGCCAACGAGAUCUUCGGCGUCAAUGCUAUAUCCCACAAUCAGAUUCCUGUUAUCAAAACGGAUCCCACUCUGCCGGCCGCCGAGUGUUACUGCGAACCGGAAGCUGAGGGAUCGCUGCCAGAUGAACGAGAGUUAGCCCGAGAGACGCGCCGUCGCCUGAAAGAGGAACGCCAGCGCAAGAAGGAACGCAAACGUCAUCGGAAGGCCAAACUCGAGAAGGAAUGUUUGUCGGAGCGGAUGAACUGUUUCAGCCAUGAUUCGAACCAUUGGCGAACGGCACCACUGUGGGACGAUAAACCGUUCUGCUUCUGCAUGAACGCGAAUAACAACACAUACUCCUGUCUGCGAACCAUCAAUCAGACGCACAAUUUCCUGUACUGCGAGUUCACAACGGGAUUGGUCACUUAUUACAAUUUAAGAAUAGAUCCUUUCGAGACCCAAAACCGGGAAUCGUCGCUGACCUCAGAGGAGAGAGCCGUGUUGCACGAGACGCUAGAGUACAUGAAGAGCUGUCGGGGAAGAGGCUGCACAUUGCCGCGACAUCAGCAGGGUUCGUCUGGAAGUCAGCCAGAAAGCGACUUACCGGCUCCUGUCGCCGGAAGGACGACCGGUGUAGUGGUUGGGAGCGGAAAGCGGAAACAUCACAGAGAUCCUGGCGGGGCUGUUGGUGCCAACAUCCCAGUGCAUUUCUCGGACUUUGAUGCCAUGCAAAAUGGUGGCACUCCCAAGAAAAAAAUGAAAUGGAGUAAACGGAAGCAGCACUGGCAACAACAACAGCAGCAGCAGCCAUCAAUGAACCACCGGGAACAGCAACGGGGAGGUGGUGGUCAGCCCCACCAGUUCCGUACGGUGGGAGAACAGUUUCCUAGUCAAAGCAGCAGUGACUACCCUAGUGGUGGUGUUGGCUCAAGUGGCUCGAAGCGAAACCGCACAAGCAGACGACCCAUUUGGAGAAGUACAAUCUAUAACGACUAAGAAGGGAAUUAAUGUUAUUUCUUAGCUUUGUGGAAUCUCGCAGUUCAAAGUAAGCCGUUUAGUUUUUAAAUUUGUGUGUGAACUACUUUAGGGUAGUGAACGAGUAGAUAUUACAGAAGUAGAAAUGGAGAUUACACAAACCUGAACCAGAUAGCGAGAACCAGUAAUUGCGUAGAGAACUGACUGAUGUAAAUUUUGUUUGUUUAACUCUGUAUUUGUGUACAUGUUUAAAUCACGUAUGUUUUAAGGAUUCGUUUCUUUAUGUCAACUACUUAUGAGAUUCGACUGUUGCGCUGUGGUAAGCAGCAUCGGAGAAAAUAUGCUUGAUUAGGUCCACUGCCAUUCCACGCAUAGACGGAGUGAAAGCGCGAGAGAUAAGCAUGUUGUGCUAACGCAACACCAAAGCUUUUUGCGCUAGAGGCUGCUUGAUAUGCCAAAAAAAAAAGCUUUUUGCUAUUGAUCAGAGAACACCUGCACAAAAUGAAGCUUUUCGGAAAGUUUGACGGGACGAUAUUGUAGGAUAAGUAUUAUCCAUUUAGACAUUUGCAAACAAACGCAUGAACACAAAACAUGCGAACAAAAUAAAGUAAACAUAUUUAUUGUAGAAAACAUUUUCAAAGCGAUUUGUAGUAAGAGAUUCCAAGUAACCGGCAGAAGAUUUUUGUAGUACUCUGCCUUUAGAAGAUCGUUACGAAAAAAAAUCAGAAAAGUCUAACGGCUUGAAGAUUAUGCAAAUAAACACGGUAAAAAAGUUA